AUGUUUCUCAUUCUCUUGAUAACGACUAUUUUGGCUGUGGCUCUGGUGCACCAGUGGAGAGCAAGGAGGCAGUUACCGAGAGGUCCAUUUCCCCUCCCAAUCAUUGGAAAUCUCCACCAACUUCUUUUCUACUGUUGGAAAAACGGAGGAAUCAUUGAAGGAUACGCGGAAAUUGAGAAAUCGUUCGGAAAAGUGUACACUCUCUGGAUUGGUCCCCUACCUACAGUAUUCAUUUCGGACUAUGACGUGGCAGUGGAGACGCAUAUCAAAAGAGCAAAUGUAUUCGGAAAACGAUAUGCUCCGGGAAUUAUGAAUUACAUUCGAUUCGAUAAAGGAGUCGUCGCGUCCAACGGGGAUUUCUGGCAAGAUCAUCGGAGAUUCGCGCUGACGACGUUGAGAAAUUUCGGAUUUGGAAGGAAUAUUAUGGAGGAGAGAAUCAUGGAUGAGUAUAGAUAUAGAUUCGAAGAAUUCUCAUCAACUGGAAAUAACAACAGAUCCGGCAGUUUCACUACUUGCGCUCGCUCGUUUUUUGAUUUACUAACUGGCAGUGUUAUCAACAAAAUUCUUAUCAAUGAGCGAUUUGGGAGGGUGGGGGGACAUGAAAAAAAUAAUGUUCUCGAAAUUCCGUUCAAAGAUGCCCCUCGAGGAGUUGAACUUGUGAGGGCGAUGAUUGAGGGUGCGGCGCCGCAACCGACUGAGCCACGCGGGCAAAGAGAAAGUUCUGAUUUUCUGAAUUUCUGA
This is a messenger RNA of Caenorhabditis briggsae, 741 nucleotides long. The coding region runs from base 1 to 741 and encodes 246 amino acids. The transcript has 4 exons. NCBI's taxonomy places the organism in Eukaryota, Metazoa, Nematoda, Chromadorea, Rhabditida, Rhabditidae. Gene Ontology annotation, biological process: xenobiotic metabolic process. Gene Ontology annotation, cellular component: cytoplasm; intracellular membrane-bounded organelle. The record is from RefSeq and is a predicted model, not a curated record. Gene Ontology annotation, molecular function: iron ion binding; heme binding; oxidoreductase activity, acting on paired donors, with incorporation or reduction of molecular oxygen, reduced flavin or flavoprotein as one donor, and incorporation of one atom of oxygen.